Molecule: messenger RNA, 774 nt
Organism: Linum trigynum
Lineage: Eukaryota; Viridiplantae; Streptophyta; Magnoliopsida; Malpighiales; Linaceae
Source: the annotation of a GenBank genome assembly
AUGACGUCAACACCAUCUGCCUUUGCCACAGCUGUUGCCGCAUCAACCACGGAACCGCAACCGCUCCAAUUGGAGACAGUAACCUUGGGUACAAUGCCUGAGAAAGUGACGCAACCGCCAAGGGAGCUGCUGCCUUCUGCGACCGAGGAGAAGGUAACGUCCGCCAUUACGUGUACUGCUGGAGAAGGCUUAACGAGUAAGCAAAGAUCCCAAGAGGAGCUCGCUCUAGCUCCAACAUCAUUGCUGCUCACGACGGCCACCAUCGAUUCCGUCUCCGCAGCUUUCCUACUAGCUGCCGCUACCGCAUCUACUGUCGCAACACCAUCAUCUAUCAUUGCCAUCAUCACAGGUCACGGAGCCACCGACGACGAAUGGGGCCGCAACAAGACCACCGACAAUGAUGGCAGCUCUGGUGGGGAAGAGGCUGAAGUAGAAGGGGGAAUAAUGCAACUCAAAUUGCUUAUGGGAGGAGGCUACGUAUUGCAUGAGGUGCAUGGAGGUGGAAUGAAGGGAGGGCAUGGAAAUUCCUUUUUCCAUGAUCUCAUACGCGACAUGGCUGAAGGCAUGCAUGGGCAAGUUCAUUUUAUACAUGGGAAGUUAAGAUGGGAAGAUGGUAAUUGGCCCACGCCGGUGACGCAAGAAGGAGAUGUGAAAGUUGACGAUGGAUUCUUCCAAGUGCCCGGGCGUAAUUGGAAGUUCCGUAAACGAGGGCGGCAUCAACAAACGUCAAUUCUCUUUGCUAUCGUUAACAACUUCUUCAUCGAUCCAGGUUGA